This is a messenger RNA of Entamoeba invadens IP1, 1437 nucleotides long. RefSeq lists its product as hypothetical. Gene Ontology annotation, biological process: glucan catabolic process. The record is from RefSeq and is a predicted model, not a curated record. The transcript is spliced from 2 exons. Lineage: Eukaryota; Evosea; Mastigamoebida; Endamoebidae. Gene Ontology annotation, molecular function: beta-glucosidase activity. Gene Ontology annotation, cellular component: cell surface; extracellular region. Bases 1 to 1437 code for a protein of 478 amino acids.
AUGAUUGGACUUCUACUACUAAGUACUACAGCUUUUGGGUAUUUCUUAAAUGUGUUCGACACAAAGAUAGCAAGGACGAAAUACGGUGAUGAGUUCAGAAUUAAAGGAAUCACGUUUAAUAACAACUGUCGACUUAAUGUAUCUGUUGGAGAAACGGACCAUGAGCUGGGGGACUAUUACGAAGUUGGAGACAUAGGGUUUAAUACGGUCAGGUUUUUGCUGAGUUAUCGAUUCUUCGAAGAUGACAACGCACCUUAUCAAUACAAAGAAAGUGUAUGGAAAUGGAUAACUAACGAGAUAGAAGCUGCGAAGAGAUACGGAAUUAGUUUGAUACUUGAGAUGGAAGUCCCACAAGGAGGAAUUAGUGAUGCAAAAGAGUAUCUUUUGCUCGACCAAAGUAAAAUAGACCGAUUCUAUAAGCUUUGGGUCGAAAUUGCAAGACGAUUUAAAAAGUCGAAGACCGUCAUAGGCUUUGGACUGUUAAAUAAACCCAUUGGCGUGUGGAGAGGAAGUGCAGAGGCGUCUAUUCUGCAUUAUAAAAAUUUCUUUGAAAAGGCGAUUGAAUUGAUUCGAGAGGUGGACACAAACCAUAUCAUAUUCUUCCAAAGUCCUAAUGUGUUUUACACUCAAAACUUUGUCAAAAUGCGUUCGGAGUUGGAUAAGGAGACGGGCAAUUUCGUCUUGUUAAGUGAUGAGAAAGUGAUCUACGAGACUAACUUCUAUGAACCACUUUCUUUCACUCAACAGAACUCGAAAAGUGAAACUGAAGACUUUACUGGAAGGUAUGUGACAUACCCCGACUAUUCAACACUCUUUGCAAUAGGUGGACCAAACCCAAACAAUAAUAUUGACAAUCAAAUUACACAAAUGAAUACACAGCCAGAGGUGGGUGUAUGGAAUAAAGUAGGCGCUCAUUUUAAUUUGUUAUGUAGUGGGAGAUGUCCCGAGUCCAUAUUGAGUUUAGUGAUACAUGUUGAUUCUAUUGGAGAGAACGGCUAUGUGGUAUUCAAGUUGCUCAAGAUAAAAGAGUUCUCAACAUCGGAAGAGAUACAUGGAAUACACAGACUUGAGUUGAGUGAUAAAAAUGUCACAUUUGAGACGACCAAUGGGGGAAAUUACACUUUUAUCCAGAACUGUGAUGACAAAGGAAAUGUCUGCUUGAAGAUCUAUGGCGUCAAAGGCAAGGCAAAGUGCUCGGGUGCUGCUCUAUUGUUAGGAAGUACAACACGAUUGUAUGACUUUGAGAUUGAAGUGUAUGUCCAGACAGAUGAAAAGGUCUAUGAAGUGUAUCCCAUCGUGCAACAAAUCAAAUACGACAAAGCAUUUUACUUUGACCGAUGGUCUUUGUUCAGGUACCUUGAUCAAGCCCACAAAUUUAAAACACGAAGAUCAGUCCCCAUGGAGAGGUGGAGACGUGUGGGUGGUGGAUGCUUUUGA